AAGUCUUUUAUUAAAAAACUGAAAAUAAGGCUGCCCAGGCUUUCUAGAUCACCGCUCACCUGCGCCCUUCCACACCAACGUGCCCUCCCAUUAUGCUGCUGACGGAGAAUGUGCCCAGGGCUCGUGUCUCUGACCAACGGCUACAGGCUGCGAUUUCGGGAACAGAUGACCUAGAAACUUCAUGAAUGACAGCACCUGGAUCGCUGCGUGCGUAAAAGCAAAAAGGUACAAACACUUUAGGAAUAAAACCUUCAAAAAUGGCUUUUAACAAUCAAGACACCGAUUUUUGUACAAAGUCAUUUUGCACAGGAGACAAGUCCUGUGGAUGUUACCAGACGGUAAGGCCAAAGGAGGACGGACCCUUCCGAAGGUGUAUCCUGUUGGGGCGCACGGGCAGCGUUCUGGCGUGAGGCCUCCUCAGUUACGGCAGCAGCAUUGGGCUGGCGAGUGGGUGGGAAAGGUGAUGGCUCCAGCGCCUGCCCCUGCCCCGAACGAGCCGCUGGGGCCCUGCAGGUGCGGUUAACCCGCAUCUUAAGGAAGGUAUUUCUGCAGCAGCCGCCGGCGCAGAGGCCAUGCAUCGGCCGCACAGCCCGCAGCCAAGCGCCGCAAACGGGGCGGCCACGGGAAGGGGUAACUCGUCUACCUGGAGCCUGACGCUGUGCGAGACCCCUCAGCGGCAAAGCGGGCAGGAGCUGGCCGACCCCCCUCCCCGUGCCAGCCCCGGUGCUGCACCGCGUCCAGGAGCGCCCCAGCGGCGGGCCAGGCCCCUGCGGGUGGCGACCUGCCCCCACCGGCCUGGCCCAGGGGCACGCGUGGGGCCGGGGCGGGCUGCGGGGCGCGGCGGGGUGCCCGCAGCCCCCUGCCCACCUGCCCACGGGGCCGUGCCGCCGCCCCCGGAUCCCCCGCCCCCCCGCCCCGGCUAUAAAGGGCGGCGGGGCGACCCGGGCCCCUCCUGGCCCGCUGCCAUGGCCGCGCUGCGCUUCGGGGGGCCGCCGGCGGAGCGACCCGCCUUCCCCGCCGGCAGGUGGGCGGGGGGCGGCGGGGGGCCCGGGCCGGCCUCGCCCGCCCUCAGCGCGCUGCCCCCGGCGGGCCGGGCCGGGGGGGCGGCGGAGCCGUCGGAGGGGGCGCCGGCGGCCUCGCAGCGUCGUAAGCGGACCAGCUUCACGGCGGCGCAGCUGGAGACGCUGGAGCUGGUCUUCCGGGACACCAUGUACCCCGACAUCUACCUGCGGGAGAAGCUGGCCGACGCCACGCAGAUCCCCGAGUCCCGCAUCCAGGUCUGGUUCCAGAACCGGCGGGCCAAGUCCCGCCGCCAGCGGGGGCCGCCCCGGCUCGGCCCCGCGGAGCCGCCGCCCGGCCACCCGCGGCCGCCCCGCUUCGCCGCCCCGCAGCGGCCCCGCUACGCGCUGGCCCAGCGCCUCCAGCCCAAGGAGGGGGGCUCGGGCCCCUACGCGUGGCCGCCGGCCGCCGCCUUGCCCCCCGGCCCCGGCGGCUGCCUGCCCGGCCAGCCCGGGGGCGCCCCGGCCGCCUCCGUGGCGGGGGGAAGGCCCUGCCCGCCGGCCCGCGCCCUCUGCGGCCAGUACUCGCCCGUCUCGGACGCCGAGGACACCAGCGGCUACUCGGAGUCGGGCUCGGAGUGGGAGGAGACGGGCCUGGGCGCCUUCUGCGCCCUCUGAGCCCCGGGGGGGUGUCAGAGCCCCGGCCCCACCACCUCACCCCGGCUCGGCCACUGUUGCACUUUAUCCGGUAGUAACUGAUUUUUACCUAUUUAUUGGAGGAAGAUACAGGUCAGCUCCGUCAGCUGCGGGCAUCUUUGUACACUGUAUGUAAAGAUUCCCAUAUGCGGGUUUUUGUAUUUCUAUUUAACCUUCUUUAGCCAAAAAGCUAACCAAAUCCACCGUGGGGGUGGGUCUUGGGAAACUUGGGACAGUUGGGGUGGUCUGUUGGGACUUUUUGACUGAGGAGGAAAAAAAAAAUAAAGGUUUACAUUUUUGCUUUA
This is a messenger RNA of Falco peregrinus (peregrine falcon), 1999 nucleotides long. It is a transcript of the gene MIXL1, whose product is annotated as Mix paired-like homeobox. Gene Ontology annotation, molecular function: DNA-binding transcription activator activity, RNA polymerase II-specific; RNA polymerase II cis-regulatory region sequence-specific DNA binding. Lineage: Eukaryota; Metazoa; Chordata; Aves; Falconiformes; Falconidae. The coding region runs from base 573 to 1676 and encodes 367 amino acids. Gene Ontology annotation, biological process: regulation of transcription by RNA polymerase II; hematopoietic progenitor cell differentiation; endoderm development. The transcript is spliced from 2 exons. The record is from RefSeq and is a predicted model, not a curated record.